CACAGACAAAUUGAAGAACACGAAGGAAAGCCCUAGCAAAUUCCCAGUGAUUUACGGUGACAAAAAUUACAAUCGUGAUACGAAAUAGGAAGAGAAAUGGGUUCUUCCGAUGUGAAACGAAACGUUGUCUUAGCUCUCUGCAAAUAUCUCUCUCUGGAUUCGAAAUCGUUUACAAGUGAUUUGGGCAGCGAUUUUAAGAGCCUCUGCACAAGCAUUCUGAAGUCGUCCACGAAAGGGGAUGAACUUCUCAACAAUAGCGAGCUGCCAGAAUGGAUUGGAUAUGUGGAGAGCUUUCUGGAAAGUUCCAAUCGUCUUAACGAGUUAAAUGGAGCUUUGGCCACAAUGUCUGUUGUGAUGGGCAAUGGAUUGAAGCCUACAGCUGCUGAUGUUAUCGUCUUUGCAGCUGUGCAUUCUCAUUUGAUUGGUCUCUCAGAAUCGGAUAGAGCCAAGUUUCCGCACUUGUUAAGGUGGGCUGAUUACAUUCAGACCAAGGAAGAAUUCGGGAAUCUGUUUGAAAAAAUUUUGCUCGAGAAAGUUCCAUUUGUGCCGCCAGUGCCAAAACCAGCCACGAAGGUUGACGAUUCCAAGGCAAAAAAAGCCGCCCAAGAGACCAAACCAGCUGAUAAAUCUGAGCCGCACUCAAAAGCAAAGAAGAGUGCCGAUGCUAAAAAGAAUCCGGAAGGAGCUACCCAAGAUACAGCAGACAAGAAGAAGCCAUCAGAAAAUGUGUCAGACAAAAAAGUCGAAGAACUUAGUGUGAGUCUGCUUAAAAUACAGAUUGGCCAUAUUAUUACAGCGCGGAAACAUCCAUCUGCAGACAGUUUAUUGGUUGAGGAGAUAGAUGUUGGAGAGGCGAAACAUAGGCAAGUUGUUAGCGGCUUAGCUAAGUAUUGCUCACCGGAAGAGUUGACGAACCGUCGUGUAGUACUAAUCACUAAUGUAAAACCUGGAAAGUUGCGGGAUGUGAUGUCCGAGGGAUUGGUUUUGUGUGCUUCGAAUGAAGACCAUACUGUCGUGGAGCCGUUGAUGGCUCCCGAUGGUGCUAAAAUUGGGGAAUGUGUGACCUUUUCUGGACACGAUGGCAAACCCGAGGAUAUCUUGAACCCGAAAAAGAAGCAGUUGGAUAAGAUCACACCGAACCUCUACACCGAUGCCAAGGGCGUAGCGACAUUCAAAGGAAUCCCGUUUAUGACUUGUUCAGGACCGUGCACUUCUUCCAUCCCCAAUGCCAGCAUCAAGUGAUGAAAAUUACCAUUCCCGAGCGCGACUCUUGAAUACGGCGCUCUAUCGAUGUAUCGAUUCGCACCAUCAAUUUUUACAGUGCAAAAACAGCUUCUCCUCUAUUAUAUUUUGUACAACAUUACUCAAUGUUUUUAUUAACAUCCUUCUUAAUGCAAUGAUAGUUUUUAUGGAGAGUUGUUUAAUGAACCGAAAGCUAAGUGUCUUGUUUAGAUUUCUGAGUUAAAUAAAUUGAGGUUUGUGUUUGAUUUGAA
This is a messenger RNA of Andrographis paniculata, 1493 nucleotides long. RefSeq lists its product as uncharacterized. The record is from RefSeq and is a predicted model, not a curated record. Lineage: Eukaryota; Viridiplantae; Streptophyta; Magnoliopsida; Lamiales; Acanthaceae. Gene Ontology annotation, molecular function: tRNA binding. Bases 97 to 1242 code for a protein of 381 amino acids. The transcript has 12 exons.